Messenger RNA from Colletotrichum navitas, 999 nucleotides. RefSeq lists its product as uncharacterized. Lineage: Eukaryota; Fungi; Ascomycota; Sordariomycetes; Glomerellales; Glomerellaceae. The coding region runs from base 1 to 999 and encodes 332 amino acids. The record is from RefSeq and is a predicted model, not a curated record. The transcript has a single exon.
AUGAACGCCCCACCUCAACCGUCGCCGUCGCUGCCGCCGAAGCCCUUGGAAGCGCCGCCAGCAUUCGGCCUGGGCCGCCGCAUCAGGGAGCUCCGAUUCGACAUGACGAAUAUCCUUCCCGGACCGCGCGUCGUACCGAGCCUCCUCGUCAGCGACUUCAUCGGCUUCGUCCUCUACGCCAUGAUGGCGCCCGAAUUGUCGACCGUCUUCGAGAAGAAGCUCUACGAUGCGGUACCGCUCGCGCGGGCCGUCUGCGAGGGCCUCCGCUGCUUCCUGGACGCCUUCCGGCAGGAGCGGUGGCACCAGGUGGACCACACGCAAGAGACCGCCGACAAGUGGUGCUCGUACUCGUACCGGUCGCCGCCCCCGCGGCUGCGGUCCUACCGCGAGAUCCUCAACCGGCAGCAGGCGCUGAGGAACUGCUGCGGCGCCCAGCUGCGCGGGCUGGGGACGCGAGACGUGGUGGGGAACAUGCUGCUGCAGGCCACCCUCGCCUUCUGCUGGGCGUGGGCGCUGCUCCGGGACCACGUCACGCUCGUCUGGCUGCUGGCGGCCAUCGAAAACGGGUGCGCGAGGUACAGGGAAAAGAUCGAGACGUCCACCCCACCCGCGGUCCGCAGGGGGGAGAGGACCAUGCCCGUGGCCCGGGGGGGCGGCGGCGGCGACGACGACGUCGGCCCAUCGUACUGGUGCCUGGGGAGGGUGCAGCGGCAGAUCAGCCGCGGCCACGACCUGAUCAGCAAGUUCGUGGAGUUGGACAUGUGCCACGUCGGGGGCGGAGCCGUCUGGGACGAGACGGAGUGGCUGUCAGAGAAGGACGGCGAGAUUCCGGCGGACGCCGUGGUCGACGAGGACCGGUUUCUCGUGAACCGCGUGGCCUUCUCGACGUGCAUGUCGUGGCUAAUGGUGUCCAUCAGCUGCGAUUUUGCGACCUUUUACCUCCUCGUCCUGCUGCGGCGCCUCCGGGGUCGUCUCGUGGGGUGCUUUUGGGGAACAUAG